Leptonychotes weddellii (Weddell seal) is the source of this 1396-nucleotide messenger RNA. NCBI's taxonomy places the organism in Eukaryota, Metazoa, Chordata, Mammalia, Carnivora, Phocidae. The record is from RefSeq and is a predicted model, not a curated record.
AUGGGAUCUGGUGAGGAGCGGCCCUUUGGAGGCGGGUGGCCCCCAUGUCUGAGAUGUCACGUAUCCACCAAAGUGUGUCUGCUCAUCUGUCUCUUUGCCACCAGAGUGAGGACUCUGUCAGGGCUGGGAGUUUUGAAAAAUAAAUGGUCAAUUCUCUACCUCUUGCUAAGCCUUAGUGAAGAUCCACGCAAGCAGCCGAACAAGGUUUCUAGCUACGCUGCGUUACUCGCUCACGCGCUACCAAGAGACGCGCACUCGGCUCCCUACUACUGUGCCAGGCCCCAGACUCUCUCGCUGAGCUACCAGGACCGCAGCUCCCAGUCGGCCUCGGGCGCUGCCAGCGUGGGAAGCAGUGGCGUCAGCAGCCUAAGUGUGUACGCCGUCAAUGGCCUGGCCCCGACACCACAGUCUCUCCUCCCAGGACAGCCUCAUCACGCUCCGGGAGUGGGAGACUGUCUUCGGCAGCAAUUGGGGUCACGUCUUGCAUGGACUUUAACUGCAAACCAGCCUUCUUCACAAACCACUACCUCAAAAGGUCUCCCAAACGCUGUUUCUCGCAACAUGACAAGACCAAGGAGGGAAGGGGAUGCAGGUGGUGCUGGGGAAGUGACCGAAGCAGCCCUUGUCAGAGACAUUUUGUACGUCUUCCAGGGCAUAGACGGCAAGAACAUCAAGAUGAGCAACACGGAGAACUGUUACAAAGUGGAGGCCAAGGCAAACCUAAGUAAAUCUUUGAGGGAUACGACACUCAGACUUGCAGAGUUGGGAUGGUUACAUAAUAAAAUCAGAAAAUACACUGACCAGAGGAGUCUAGACCGUUCAUUUGGACUUGUGGGUCAGAGUUUUUGUGCUGCCUUGCAUCAGGAGCUGAAAGAAUACUACCGGUUGCUCUCUGUUUUACAUUCCCAGCUACAGUUAGAGGAUGAUCAGGGUGUGAAUUUGGGCCUUGAGAGUAGCUUGACACUCCGGCGCCUGCUGGUUUGGACGUACGACCCCAAGAUAAGACUGAAGACUCUUGCAGCCCUGGUGGACCACUGCCAAGGAAGGAAAGGGGGUGAGCUGGCGUCUGCUGUGCACGCGUACACGAAGACGGGAGACCCGUACGUGAGGUCGCUGGUGCAGCACAUUCUCAGCUUGGUGUCCCAUCCUGUGCUGAGCUUCCUUUACCGCUGGAUCUACGACGGGGAGCUCGAGGACACUUACCACGAAGUAAGGAACGCCCUUCCAGCCUCGCACUCGGCUUCAGGAGGUGUGGGUGCCCGUGCUCUCUUGAUCUUGUCUCCGUGACGGCUGUUUUCCCUUCACCGGGAAGGCCAGCACGCCGCCUUGAACGCCGUGCAUGGUUUGUGCAGACCUUUGAAAGCCAGUUCCCUCUGAGCAGCAGAGCUGUGGGUGC